Dipodomys spectabilis (banner-tailed kangaroo rat) is the source of this 1084-nucleotide messenger RNA. It is a transcript of the gene Hax1, whose product is annotated as HCLS1 associated protein X-1. Gene Ontology annotation, cellular component: sarcoplasmic reticulum; actin cytoskeleton; clathrin-coated vesicle. NCBI's taxonomy places the organism in Eukaryota, Metazoa, Chordata, Mammalia, Rodentia, Heteromyidae. Gene Ontology annotation, biological process: negative regulation of apoptotic process; regulation of actin filament polymerization. The transcript has 7 exons. The record is from RefSeq and is a predicted model, not a curated record. The coding region runs from base 84 to 920 and encodes 278 amino acids.
GCCUCACAAUUUCCGGUGGCGUAUCUCGGCUGUGUUUGCGUGCGAAUGGGCUGCGGGAGGGUCUCAAGGGUCCGGCGCCCGCCAUGGGAAUGAGCUUGUUCGACCUCUUCCGGGGCUUUUUCGGCUUUUCUGGACUUCGGAGCCACAGGGAUCCCUUUUUUGGAGGGAUGACUCGAGAUGAAGAUGAGGAUGAUGAGGACGAGGAAGAAGGAGCCACAUGGGGUCCUGGGAGCUCGAGUUUUGGUGGUUCUCAGUCCCCAGAGGAAUUUGGCUUCAGCUUCAGCCCAAGAGGAGGGAUACGUUUCUAUGAUAACUUCGGCUUCGAUGAACUCGUUCGCGAUUUCAAUAGCAUCUUCGGCGAGAUGGGAGCCUGGACCUUGCCUUCCCGCCCUCCUGAACUUCCAGGUCCUGAAUCAGAGACAGCUGGUGAGAGACUGCGGGAGGGGCAGACGCUUCGGGACUCAAUGCUUAAAUACCCAGAUAGUCAUCAGCCUAAGACCUUUGGGGGGGUCUUGGAGAGUGAUACAAGAACUGAAACCUCCAAACCAGCACCAGACUGGGGGUCCCCGAGACCUUUUCAUAGGUUCGAUGAUAUGUGGCCUGUGACUCCCCAUCCUAGAGCCAGAGAGGACAAUGAUCUUGAUUCCCAGGUUUCCCAGGAAGGUCUUGGUCCUGUUCUGCAGCCUCAGCCCAAGUCCUACUUCAAGAGUAUCUCUGUGACCAAGAUCACAAAACCAGAUGGGAAAGUGGAAGAGCACCGGACUAUAGUGGACAGUGAGGGUCGGAGGGAGACCACAAUAACUCACCAAGAAGCAGAUGGCAGCCUUAGAGUUGAUCCAGAAUCACCAAGACCUCCAGCCUUAGAUGAUGCCUUUUCCAUCCUUGAUUUAUUUCUAGGACGUUGGUUCGGGCCCCGUUAGCUUUGUUAACCUUCAGAAGCCUUCAUAUCCUUUUCACUGCCCACUGUCAAUAAGUUUAGCUGUUUCUGUCACCUUAAGGGCCGGAGUGUGUACAACAGUAGGUUGGGGGUAUGUCAGUCUGUCAUUCACCCAAACUGACCAAUAAAACCUUUAUUUAUGCUAAA